CUGAUUCACGUCAGCUGGUUCCUUUACAUGUAUUUAAAUGCUAAAAGAAAGUAACAAUAAUUCUUCACAUUAUUUGGAUAGCAAUGAACAUAUCGCUUAAGGCCAUAGUUUAAAGAGAAUCUGAGCUCCAGAUAAGCCGUAAAUACGCCUUUUUCAUGAAGAUUAACGCAUUUAUUUUUAUAAACUGGACGUACAAUUACGACAUGCUUAUAAUUUGCAAUACUCAAUUCUAUUUCGACAACGUUAUUGGUUCGUCGAUAAAAUGAGAUGUAGCCUCCCGCAUGCGCAGUCAAUGGCAAAGCGUUAUGGCGGCGGUCUGAUUAAUGAAGUUUAUAGUGCAGAUUAUAUUUUGGAUUUAUUGCUUAAAAUCGUGUGUUUGAGGUGUCCUUUUGUGGCCAUCGGCACGAAAACUCUUUCAGUGUAAUUUUUAGACGUGGGAUUUAUGUUGACAGUGUCAGUUGUCUUUUCUACGACGAUUUGUUUUAUUCUGAAAACAAGUGUUUUUCAAAAUGGCGGAUGUUGCGCCAAGUACAAAAAAGACAUCGACAAAAGAAACAACAAGCGGUACAACCACUACUACUAGUGGUUAUACUUCGGUAAAACCGACGCAGAAGAAGCAGACUGCGACAGCGUCUGCUUCUAGUAAGUCGGCGAAGGACAAAUCUGUGUCCGACGCUGAUUUACAGUAAAAAAUUCUGGAGGCAUUGUCGGACAUUAAACAACAACAGUUAGCCACUGAUGUCAAGUUUACAGAACUUGUUACUCGCGUUUCGGCUUUAGAAGAGAUGCCAGUAGAUUAUGGCUAUGAGGAAUAUAUGGAGGAAGGGGAAUUGGCAGAAGGAGAGUUUUCUAAUUGUGAAGCAUCACAAACAGAAAAUGCAUCCUUUUCUCAUAAACGAGAUCUCGAGAAACCCAAGAAUUCUGAAAACAAUGUCAAACCAGUUAAGUAGUAUGGAAAAGAAAAUCAAUAAGAUGAUCCUCACAGCAAGAAGAGAGACAUCUUCGGACACAUCAUUUUCAGAUGAGGAGGCCAUGAGAUCUUCGGGUGGAAACAUGGCCCAGGACUCCAGCCGAAACGUGUCCGAUAUGGAGACGGAGCCCACUGUCGACCAAAACGAAUUCAUGGGGGACGAGUCCUUGGAGGACCCCGGGGAGUAUCACUCUUUUCAGAUGCAAGAAGGCAAACAAGUGAGUUCACCACAGUCCUCGUCCACCCCUGCCACUGUCUCGAUCAUGACUUCAGCAGGGCCUGUCCAGGGCGGCCAGUCGCAGAGUGUCCAAUUGAAGCAGCAGCAGCUGCAGCAGCAGCAAGCCAUCGUCGCCCAUCAGCAAGCCCAGCUGCAGUCCUCUCAGACGCAGCUGCAGCCAGAAACUCAAGAGACAUCUUCGGACACAUCAUUUUCAGAUGAGGAGGCCAUGAGAUCUUCGGGUGGAAACAUGGCCCAGGACUCCAGCCGAAACGUGUCCGAUAUAGAGACGGAGCCCACUGUCGACCAAAACGAAUUCAUGGGGGACGAGUCCUUGGAGGACCCCGGGGAGUAUCACUCUUUUCAGAUGCAAGAAGGCAAACAAGUGAGUUCACCACAGUCCUCGUCCACCCCUGCCACUGUCUCGAUCAUGACUUCAGCAGGGCCUGUCCAGGGCGGCCAGUCGCAGAGUGUCCAAUUGAAGCAGCAGCAGUUGCAGGAGCAGCAAGCCAUCGUCGCCCAUCAGCAAGCCCAGCUGCAGUCCUCUCAGACGCAGCUGCAGCCAGAAACUCAAGUUCCUGCAACAACAAAAAGAAGACACUGGGAGCUGGAGGUCAUUGACACCUCAUGUGUCACGGAAGAAGAAGAUCAAAUAUUAUUUUUUUAGCUCAUCUAUUUUUUGAAAAAAAAUUAUGAGCUAUUGUCAUCACCUUGGCGUCGGCGUCGGCGUCGGCGUCGGCGUUGGCGUUGGCGUCGGCGUCCGGUUAAGUUUUGCGUUUAGGUCCACUUUUCUCAGAAAGUAUCAAUGCUAUUGCAUUCAAACUUGGUACACUUACUUACUAUCAUGAGGGGACUAGGCAGGCAAAGUUAGAUAACUCUGGCGUGCAUUUUGACAGAAUUAUGUGCCCUUUUUAUACUUAAAAAAUUGAAAAUUUUGGUUAAGUUUUGCGUUUAGUUCCACUUUUCUCAGUAAGUAUCAAUGCUAUUGCAUUCAAACUUGGUACACUUACUUACUAUCAUGAGGGGACUGGGCAGGCAAAGUUAGAUAACUCUGGCAUGCAUUUUGACAGAAUUAUGUGCCCUUUUUAUACUUAGAAAAUUGACAAUUUUGGUUAAGUUUUGUGUUUAGGUCCAUUUUAUUCCUUAAGCAUCAAAGCUAUUGCUUUCAUACUUGCAACACUUACUAACUAUCAUAAGGGGACUGUGCAGGCAAAGUAAUGUAACUCUGACUGGCAUUUUGACAGAAUUAUGUGCCCUUUUUAUACUUAGAAAAUUGAAAAUUUGAUUAAGUUUUGUGUUUAGGUCCACUUUAUUCCUACAGUAUCAAAGCUAUUGCUUUCAUACUUGCAAGAUUUAUGAACUAUCAUAAGGGGACGGUGCAGGCAAAGUUAUGUAACUCUGACUGGCAUUUGGACGGAAUUAUGGGCCCUUUAUACUUAGAAAAUUGAAAAUUUGGUUAAGAUUUAUGUUUUGGUCACUUUACCCCUAAAGUAUCAUAGAUAUUGCUUUCAUACUUGGAACACUCACAAACUAUCAUAAGGGUACAGUAAAAGGACAAGUUGCAUAACUCUGGUUGUCAUUGUUACGGAAUUAUGGCCCUUUUUUGACUUAGUAACUUUUAAUAUAUGGUUAAAUUUUGUGUUUCGAUCCACUCGAAGUAUCAAGGCUAUUGCUUUCAAACUUCAAAUACUUACAUGCUAUCAUGAGGUUACUGUACCUGGCAACUUGAAUUUUACUUUGACCUUUGAAUGACCUUGACUCUCAAGGUCAAAUUAUUAAAUUUUGCUAAAAUUGCCAUAACUUCUUUAUUUAUGAUUAGAUUUGAUUGAUACUUUGAUGAAACUACUCUUACCUGACAUACCACAAUAGACUUCACCCAAACCAUCCCCCGUGCC
Messenger RNA from Dreissena polymorpha, 3082 nucleotides. RefSeq lists its product as uncharacterized. Bases 799 to 1854 code for a protein of 351 amino acids. The record is from RefSeq and is a predicted model, not a curated record. NCBI's taxonomy places the organism in Eukaryota, Metazoa, Mollusca, Bivalvia, Myida, Dreissenidae. The transcript is spliced from 10 exons.